Messenger RNA from Dichomitus squalens LYAD-421 SS1, 778 nucleotides. RefSeq lists its product as uncharacterized. The record is from RefSeq and is a predicted model, not a curated record. The coding region runs from base 59 to 610 and encodes 183 amino acids. The transcript is spliced from 7 exons. Lineage: Eukaryota; Fungi; Basidiomycota; Agaricomycetes; Polyporales; Polyporaceae.
GCAACAUCCUCGUGGCGGUCUACGGCACCCUCUAAGACUCAGUCAGCUCUGAAAAGAGAUGCCGCUCAUCUCCGAUUUUCCUGCCCUUCCUGGGUUCUACCAGCUGCUGUUCUUGCAUAUCGAACCGACCUCUACUAUAAUGCCUGCGGUCAUGGCAUGGCUGUCGCCUGGAGCGGCAUGGUUCCACAAUCAACUCAUCCCAGACGGGACACCUGUUCCUGCCGCGCUUUCGGACGCAAGGACUACAAUGGCCAUCUGGCAGCUUGGCAAUUGCUACCUACUAUUGGGCAUGAUUUCUAGUUUCGUAUUCCGUGCCGUCCGGGAUGCACUCCCGGACAAUCCAGUCGCGCAAGAGCGCAUCAUGGGUGCAAGUUUCACCGCACUGGCGCUUGCAGAUGUGACGCACAUCAUUUGGUCGUGGGUCGGCCUCCCUGACGACCUCAAGUACGACUUGGCGCGCUGGAACUCGAUGACGCACGGCAACAUCACUUUCGUCAUCUUCCUCCUCGGCAUGAGAAUCGCAUGGUUCCUGGGCAUCGGCCGGACGCGGUACUACUUUGGCCAGCCGUCGUCGGCGUCGACGUCAGCGGUGAAGACCAAGGCAUCCUAACUACUCGCACAGUACAUGGUGGGUUGAGUGCUCCUGCUGCCACUUUCGAACGGUGGCGUUGGGAACAUCAAGCUACGGGCACCGUACCAUAUAAUACACACACGCUCCCCUGUACUUACGGCUUUCCCGCUCCACAUCCCAGGUGUCCCGUCAAUACCACGAUCUCCA